CCGUCCUGCCUCCCUCCUCUUCCCAGCUGGGGCUAGGGCUGUGGACAGUGCGGGAACUGGGGGAGGUCAUCAGCGCAAGAGGGGGCGUAGAGGGUGAGUCGUACCCCGCCAGUGGACCCACGGGCUCCGCGACCCCCCAUGUAGACAUUAGGAGCCUCCCUCCCCCUUCUCCCCACAGCCCUCCUCCCACGAGGCUCGUGGGGGCGUCUCGACCCUGCCGGAGGACUCCCCCACGCCGAGAGAGGCAAAGCCCCCAAACAGAGAGCAGGGUGUGGCCCCCACCCUUAGCGCAGGGACUCAGCCCUCCUGCUCUGCCAGCCUCGGGGCUGAGGCCACACUCCUGGCCUCGCGCUCUGGGCUGCCAACUCCCCAGGCCUCCCCAGCCUGAGCAAGUCGCUCCCCAGCAGGCCUGCUCCCUAGUGCUCAGCCGGUGCUGAGCACACACUUGGUGGCCUCUGGCCCAUUCCAGCCCGUGGAGAUCCUGGAGGGAGAUCCUGGCAAGCUCAGCCCCAGGCUGCUCCCUGAGAACAAGCCUGUAAACAGGGCUCCCCAGAAGACUCUGGGCAGCUCUGCCUCUCUGAACCUCAGUCUCCUAAUCUGUGAAAUGGGGAAUAAGAGUCCUUCCCUUGCAGCGUUGCCGGGAGGAUGGGGUGAGUGGGUGAUGCGCAGUGUGGCUCCCUGCACACCUUCCUCCAUAUUAGAGGGAGUGGCUAGGCUAGGUGUCGGAGAAGGGGCAGUGUUUCCCUCGCAAGCUCAAGGUGAGGCAGGCCCCCAACAAUGAAUAACCACGAGAUGAACAGCUACUGACAGGCACUGACCAAGCACUUUCAAGCCUGGUGCUUCCCUUGCCACAUCUGCUUGAAUCCUUUCAACAACCCUGUAAGUUACCUACUCUUAUUAUUCCCAUUUCAGAGAUGAGGAAACUGAGGCUCAGAGAGGUCACAUGGCUUGCCCGAGGCCCCUCAGCCAGUGGGGAAAUUGAGGUCUGGAGGGGAGCUAGGGACUGUGAGAAUGUCCCCUCGCAGCGCCGGCCGCUGAGGGCAGAUGGGCAGGAAGGAAGGGCUGUCCUGGGCUGCAUCAUCACUGGAGGCCCCCCAACACCCCACCCCCGAGGGUGGGGCUGUGAUUAUAGCUCAUUGGUGUGACCCCACAUCCCUGCCCCCUGGGCCACCUGCAGGACGCCGGGCCCUGCCCCUCAGCAGACGCCGGAGAGACAUGAGUAGCAACAAAGAGCAGCGCUCAGCGGUGUUCGUGGUCCUCUUCGCCCUCAUCACCAUCCUCAUCCUCUACAGCUCCAACAGUGCCAAUGAGGUCUUCCAUUACGGCUCCCUGCGGGGCCGCACCCGCAAGCCCAUCAACGUCAGGAAGUGGAGCAUCACGGACGCGUACGUCCCGAUUCUGGGCAACAAGACGCUGCCCUCCCGGUGCCACCAGUGUGUGAUCGUCACCAGCUCUAGCCACCUGCUGGGAACCAAGCUUGGCCCCGAGAUUGAGCGAGCCGAGUGCACAAUCCGCAUGAACGACGCGCCCACCACGGGCUACUCAGCCGACGUAGGCAACAAGACCACCUUCCGUGUGGUCGCCCAUUCCAGCGUGUUCCGUGUGCUGCGGAGGCCCCAGGAGUUUGUCAACCGGACCCCCGAAACCGUGUUCAUCUUCUGGGGGCCCCCGAACAAGAUGCAGAAGCCCCAGGGCAGCCUUGUGCGUGUCAUCCAGCGGGCAGGCCUGGUGUUCCCCAACAUGGAGGCCUAUGCCGUCUCUCCCGGCCGCAUGCGCCAGUUUGACGACCUGUUCCGGGGUGAGACGGGCAAGGACAGGGAGAAGUCCCAUUCGUGGUUGAGCACCGGCUGGUUCACCAUGGUCAUAGCGGUGGAGCUGUGUGACCACGUGCAUGUCUAUGGCAUGGUCCCCCCGGACUACUGCAGCCAGCGGCCCCGCCUCCAGCGCAUGCCCUACCACUACUAUGAGCCCAAGGGGCCGGACGAGUGUGUCACCUACAUCCAGAAUGAGCACAGCCGCAAGGGCAACCACCACCGCUUCAUCACCGAGAAGAGGGUCUUCUCCUCCUGGGCCCAGCUGUACGGGAUCACCUUCUCCCAUCCCUCCUGGACCUAGGCCACCCCGCCUGUGGACCUCCCACGUGGUGGGGGGGAAGGCGGGAGAGACCACUCUC
Messenger RNA from Enhydra lutris kenyoni (northern sea otter), 2173 nucleotides. Its product is annotated as ST6 N-acetylgalactosaminide alpha-2,6-sialyltransferase 6. Gene Ontology annotation, biological process: oligosaccharide metabolic process; ganglioside biosynthetic process. The transcript is spliced from 7 exons. The record is from RefSeq and is a predicted model, not a curated record. Lineage: Eukaryota; Metazoa; Chordata; Mammalia; Carnivora; Mustelidae. Gene Ontology annotation, molecular function: alpha-N-acetylgalactosaminide alpha-2,6-sialyltransferase activity. Bases 1045 to 2115 code for a protein of 356 amino acids.